This is a messenger RNA of Cryphonectria parasitica EP155, 1941 nucleotides long. RefSeq lists its product as uncharacterized. Lineage: Eukaryota; Fungi; Ascomycota; Sordariomycetes; Diaporthales; Cryphonectriaceae. The record is from RefSeq and is a predicted model, not a curated record. Gene Ontology annotation, molecular function: protein binding. The transcript is spliced from 2 exons. The coding region runs from base 45 to 1718 and encodes 557 amino acids.
GCCAAGCGACCGACAGACAACACCCAUAGUCGAGUCCCCACACCAUGUCGACGGAUACGCUCUCUUUCCUAGGCCCUGGAGGUCUCUCGCAUCCAAUGCCGAUGGACACUACAGACGCCAACGCCAACGCCAAAACCGACAUCACCAACGCCACCAGCGUCAAUAAUGCAUCCAGCACGGCCGCCCUUGGCGGCACUGAGCAGGAACAGGAACAGGCACUGGGCGGCUCGACAGACUCGGUUUUGAAUGAAGGAGGGCUGGCCCUUCCGACCACUACUACUACCACCACCACCACUCCCUCCUCCUCCUCCACCAUCAGAUCAGAGUCAACCAACUCGAGGCUUGUCGGUCUUCCACGCGAGCUGCUGGACGCCAUCGCAAGCUAUCUGCCUACAGUCGACUUCAACUCCCUGCGCGGGACCUGCAGGCAUCUCGAGAGCAAGAUUUUCCCCUACGAAAGGCUUCUUGACACGGGUGCAGCGGUUGACAUCCUGUCAGAGGCCCUGUCCAACUUCCCUAACCUCGAGACAAUCGACAUCCGCGACUUCAACUCGCCCACCCGCUACCGGGAUCCUAAGAGUGCAUGGGGCACUGUGGCCGAGUGGAGGAGCUACGGCUCGUCCGAGUACCGGAACUGGCUGUCUCACCGUUCCCGCACCCACAGCUCGCUCCUACGCUCUGGGACGCAUAUCAAGAAUGUCUUUACCGUCCGCGUCUUCAAGGUGGUGCUUGUGGCUGCUGGGAAGAGCAGCAACUGUAACGUAAAGGGCCUUGAGAUCCUGCUCAGGAGCCGCUUUGGCGCCCUCAGUGACACUGCGUUUGCACUCGCCCCUGAACUGACCGGUAAGCUGUCUGCUGUGCUGUGUGGCCUGACCCGACUGCAUCUCGACCUGCGCCUUGAGAGGGUAGGCAUCCCGCCGUACAUCUGGAAGCCCUCAGACUCGGCCAGGCCGGAUUGUGCCGAAGCCUUCUAUGAUCCUUCGACGACCAAUCUCCGUCGCUUCCUGGCGUCGACGCCCAAUGUGGCCUGGCUGAGGCUCAAUUUCGUCCACGACCAUCUGCACAGCGAACCCUCGGUGGCGUCUCGAUUUCUGGAAUGGCUGGCCCUCCCGCCUGGUCAAUUUUCGGGCGACAGGGACAGAUCAGGGUGGACCGACGCCAACCCAGCGCCGGUCACGAUGCCCUUGCGGCAGCUGGACAUAGGGCACAUUCAGCUGAGACGGGAAAUCCUGACAUCGGUCACCAGAAAGUUUGGUGACCUCGAACAAAUCAACCUGAAGGGUAUUUCCCUACCCGCCGAACCGGACACGUCGCCUUUCGCAAGCAUCAGCGAGAGACACGAGAACGGCCCCUGGACCAGGUACCUCCGCAAGCUACCCUCCAUCGCGCCGAAGCUGAAGCAGCUGAGCCUGCGCCGCAUCCAGCAGACUACGUCAGUGUUCUCGCACGCCCCCGAAUCCAUCUACUUUCUGGAGCCCGGUGAGGUGCCCAAGUCGUCCGAGAGGGUGACGUCGCAGACCUUGAAGCAUGUGGACAAGGCGGCCCUGGAUCGGCUAGUGGACAGAAUGUGGACGUACCGCGCCUGGGCCGAAGCGAAUAGUGUCCUGGGCCCAGAAGAGACGGACCAUGACGACUCGGAAGCGAGUGAAGAUGACUUUGUCAUUGAGUGGGUGACGGAGGUCGAAGACGAGGAGGGAGAUAUGGAAGACGAAGAAUGACAAGCACGCCAUAAGUUCCCAGGAAGGGAUCCUCUAGGCAAAGUUUGUGGGAGACUUUAGUACGCAUCGGUGUGUUUUCAUGACGGAUGACUUCUGAGCUGAGAGCAUAUCAUUCUAUUUCGUGGCUCCUUAUGGCAUGGUCAUAUGGACGCACAUUCUCGUGAUGGCUUUUAUGAAUCACAAUAUUAGUAUGUAAUAGCUAUCCAACCUUGAUAUGCUUCAC